Paramacrobiotus metropolitanus is the source of this 969-nucleotide messenger RNA. Its product is annotated as gastrin/cholecystokinin type B receptor-like. NCBI's taxonomy places the organism in Eukaryota, Metazoa, Tardigrada, Eutardigrada, Parachela, Macrobiotidae. The coding region runs from base 1 to 969 and encodes 322 amino acids. Gene Ontology annotation, cellular component: membrane. Gene Ontology annotation, biological process: G protein-coupled receptor signaling pathway. Gene Ontology annotation, molecular function: G protein-coupled receptor activity. The transcript has a single exon. The record is from RefSeq and is a predicted model, not a curated record.
AUGAAUAAUACCACGUUUAUGGCUAAAUUACCGCCGCGUCCGACCAUGUUGUCGAUAUGGAGCGUGAUCCAAUCGGUGACCCUGGCCAUCUGUAUCCUGGUGUACAUCCUCAACGGUUUCAUGUUCGCACUGUACCUCCGUCACCGCCACCUGCGCACCCCCUUCAGCGUGUACCUCUUAACCGUUACCGGCGGGAACCUCCUCAACGCCGUCUUCAACAACCCGCUGCUCUUUGUCCUCCGCGACGCCACCAUCACUGGCAACGGGACCACCUUCUGCAUGGUGUACUUAUACUUGAAACAGACCGUCGGCACGGCGUUACCGGCCUUCCACAUGCUGAUCGCCUUGAACCGCAUCUGGGCCAUGUGCUACCCGUUAUCCUACCGCCAGCGUCACACCCGGGGUUUCGCGGGGGGUGUGUGCGUCGUAACCUGGAUGGUGAUCCACGCCGUGAUCGUCCCGGGACUAACCAUGGAGGGCCUGUACUUCCGGACCCCGGGGAACAAUUUCCUGUGUACGUUCAGCACGGGGGACGCGCGGAUGGAGGCCUGGAGUGUGACGGUGACGGUAGUGCUGAGUAUUGUCCCGGAGGUGACCAUCCUGUGCUUCUAUCCCUUCGCCGUGGGGAAACGCGUGCAACGGUCAAGGAAAGUGCGGGAGAUGACGAUCGUGGCGCCCAGUGUCCACGGUACCGGGAAACUCGCCACGGACGAUGAUGCGGCUGGGACGGUGCGGGCGGCCAAGCGGUCGUUCACGGUGCUGACGCUGCUGACUGUCAGCGCCACGGUGUGCUGGACGCCGACCAAUGUGUACUUUGUAGCGAUGAAGUAUUUCAAUAGUUUCCUCUUUAUGCAGAUUGCGGUGACGUUGAAGCUGCUGCACACGGCGAUCGAUCCGCUGUUGUUUAUGGUAUCGUUGCAGGAUCUGCGACGCGCUGCUCGAAACGCUCUGUGCCUAAGUGCUGUUUAG